Pelagomonas calceolata is the source of this 1636-nucleotide messenger RNA. The record is from the annotation of a GenBank genome assembly. Lineage: Eukaryota; Pelagophyceae; Pelagomonadales; Pelagomonadaceae.
CGGCACGCAAACGCAGCCCAAAAGGUACGCGCCCACACGAGAGUGAGCGUAAAGUAGCCGAGACGCCCUACAGAGACGCCGCGCGCAAAAAACGCGCAGCCCGGGCGCCCCGCGCACGCAUUUCUACAAGCCCCAGCGAAAAGCCCCAGCUAAGGCCGGGGCGGCGCGCGGCGCCCCCGCCCGCGCAACGCCGCAGCGGCCACACCGACGCAGCUCCCGGCACAUAGUCAACAUUUACGGCCGCGCCCCGCAGGCACAACCACACCGCCGGCGCCGCCGCGGAUUCACCGGCAUCUCCCAUGGACGAGACCAAGGCGGCCGACGCCGCCGCCCUCGACGCCUCGAUCCUGCCCACCAUGGCCGCCGCCGAGGCCACGCUCCAGGAGCUCGACGCCGUCGUCAAGCCCGAGCCCACGAUAGACGCGCUCAGCAUCAACACCUACGCCGGGCCGCCGCCGCGCACGUCGGGGCGCCGCCGCAAGCCCUCGGUCCUCGUGCACCAGGUCUCCGUCGACGAGGACGACGGCGGGCUCUACGUCCAGCCCGCACCGCGGCCCGUCUACCAGGGCGGCGUCCGCCUCAGCGCGUUACGGGUGAAACAGCUCGUCGACUCGGACCAGGCGACCCUCGACCGGGACGAGAUCUGCGAGGCCAUGGACGUCGACGGCAAGGUGAGCCAGACGGACUACGGGCGGUGCGGCGGCAUGCUCUCCGGGCGAUUGGGACCGAACAAGUUCAUUGUUGAUUAUGCUAAGGGCCUGCGGUCGAAGUGCAAGCGCCACCGCUGCAAGCACGCCUUUAGGGACGGCGAGCUAAGGGUCGGCAAGAUCCCGCCGCGCGCGCGCAAGGACGUGCCGGCGCGCCGCGUCCACUGGUACCACCCCGCCUGCAUCUUCAAGUCGUUUGAGCGGGCGUCCAAGAAGACGAAGACCAUCGAUACUAUUGAAGAGAUCGAGGGUUUUGAAGAACUCCACAAGGCGGACCAGCGCGACCUCGCGAAGCGCGUCGACGAGUGGGCCGCGCGCAAGGCCGAAUCCCUAGCUAUGUACAAGCCCAAGAAGAAGAAGGCGCGCCGCGAGUCGCCGUCGGCCGUGGCCCUGGCGCUCGCCGUCGCGGAAGCCGCGGCCGCGCCCAAGAAGCUGAGGAUGGACCCGGGCGGCUCCGAGUUCGUCACGCCGCCGUCGUCGCCGAAACCCAAGGUGCGCACGGUCACGCCCUGCGACGGGCCGUCCAGCGACGAGGACGUUUCGUUAGAUGGCUCGUCCCAUUGUAUGUUCUUACCGGAGCCCGUCAUCAGUGUCGAGGAGUCCAUGGAGAUGCCUCUGAUGGAGAUGCCGCUCGACUCCCUGGCCUACGUGGACGCGAACGACACGUUGGAUUUUGGCGCGCUGCUCCCGAGCAUCUUCGAUGAAGUGGAGGGCUGAGCGGGACUUCUUCUGAUUGCGGAAGAAGUCUAACCCCGCCGCCCUGUUCUGUCGAAGCCCCUACCCCCUACCCCCUUACGGCGACCGCGCCUGCACGAGGCGCCGCCACCGCCGACGGCACCUGUCAAAAAGUCAACAACUGUACGCCGCCGGCGACGACCCCCUGUACCCCGGUUAUCUCCUGUCCACUGUCCCAAAUGUAAGAAGUAGGC